CUGGUCCAUACUGGUCCAUACUGGUCCAGGCCAUGGACGCCCCCUCGGAUGAAGGUGACGAUGAUGAUGAUGAGGAGUCGGUGCCGCAGGCUCAGCAGCGCCUCCUGCAGGCCAUGGAUGCCCCCUCAGAGGCCGCUGAUGACGGAUGAAGGUGACGAUGAUGAUGAUGAGGAGUCGGUGCCGCAGGCUCAGCAGCGCCUCCUGCAGGCCAUGGAUGCCCCCUCAGAGGCCGCUGAUGAUGAAGGUGACGAUGAUGAUGAUGAUGAUGAGGAAUCUGUGACACACGCUCAGCAGUACCUCCUGCAGGCCAUGGAUGCCCCCUCAGAGGCUGCUGCUGAUGAUGAUGAAGGUGACGAUGAUGAUGAUGAGGAGGAGGAAUCUGUGACGCACGCUCAGCAGCACCUCCGGCAGGCCAUGGAUGCUCCCUCAGAGGCCGCUGAUGGUGAUGAUGAAGGUGAUGAUGAUGAUGAAGGUGAUGAUAAUGAUGAUGAUGAGCAGUCAUUGGUGCAGGCUCAGGAGCGCCUCCUGCAGAUCAUGGAUGUCCCCUUGGAGGCCACUGAUGAUGAAGGUGACGAUGAUGAUGAUGAGGAGUCGGUGGCGCAGGCUCAGGAGCGCCUCCUGCAGGCGCUGAUGGCUCGCGCAGACCGGGCGCUGCCCCGGCGGGCGCUGGAGCGGGACUGGGACGUACUGGGAGAGCUGGGCAGCGGCUCCUACGGGCGCGUGCUGCUGGCACGGCCCCGGCACGGAG
Messenger RNA from Pyrgilauda ruficollis (rufous-necked snowfinch), 748 nucleotides. Its product is annotated as nucleolin-like. The transcript is spliced from 7 exons. The record is from RefSeq and is a predicted model, not a curated record. The annotation marks the transcript as partial. NCBI's taxonomy places the organism in Eukaryota, Metazoa, Chordata, Aves, Passeriformes, Passeridae.